GGCAGUUCGAGGGAGAGCAUAAAAAAGGGUUGCAGCGCGCCACAAUUCAACACUCUUCAACGUGAUUUCGUGGUGGACGUGUCGUCGAGGAUUCUCUCCUUUUCCUUUAUUCGUCUCCGAUUGUCAAAUAAAAGAUUGCGAGUACACUAGUGCUUUAAUAGCGUGUAACCGACGUCUUCGUUGAGUUUUCCAUCAAAUUCAAUUUAAUAAAACCUCGAAAUAUGCCCGAGGACGUGAGCAUGGCGGAAACCGGCGAUGUGGAGACCUUCGCCUUCCAGGCCGAGAUCGCUCAGUUGAUGAGCCUGAUCAUCAACACGUUCUACUCGAACAAGGAAAUCUUCAUCCGAGAAUUGAUCUCCAACUCGUCCGAUGCAUUGGACAAGAUACGAUAUGAAUCUCUCACGGAUCCAUCCAAGCUGGAUACGUGCAAGGAAUUGUUCAUCAAGAUUGUACCAAAUAAGAAUGAUCGUACCCUGACAAUUCUUGAUUCUGGCAUUGGUAUGACCAAGGCUGAUCUCGUAAAUAAUCUGGGUACCAUUGCCAAGUCUGGCACUAAGGCAUUCAUGGAAGCUUUGCAGGCAGGUGCUGAUAUUUCCAUGAUUGGACAGUUUGGUGUAGGCUUUUACUCCGCAUACCUUGUGGCUGACAAAGUCACUGUAAUCUCAAAGCAUAACGAUGAUGAGCAAUACUUGUGGGAGUCUUCUGCUGGAGGUUCGUUCACAGUCCGCCCUGAUAAUGGCGAACCAAUCGGACGAGGCACAAAGAUCAUCUUGCACAUCAAAGAAGAUCAGACUGAAUAUUUGGAGGAAUCGAAAAUCAAGGAGAUUGUUAAGAAGCAUUCUCAGUUUAUCGGCUAUCCCAUCAAGCUCGUUGUAGAGAAGGAACGUGAUAAGGAACUGAGCGAAGAUGAAGAAGAAGAACCUGCAAAGGAAGAGGGCGAGACUGAAGAUGAUAAACCAAAGAUUGAGGAUGUCGGCGAGGAUGAGGAAGAAGAUAAACCCAAAGAUGAGAAGAAAAAGAAGAAGAAGACCAUCAAAGAAAAGUAUACCGAAGAUGAGGAAUUAAACAAGACGAAACCGAUUUGGACGAGAAAUCCAGAUGAUAUUACUCAGGAAGAAUAUGGCGAAUUCUACAAGAGCUUGACCAAUGAUUGGGAAGAUCACUUAGCUGUGAAACACUUCUCUGUAGAAGGGCAGUUGGAGUUCAGAGCUCUGUUAUUUAUCCCACGUCGGGCGCCAUUCGAUCUGUUUGAGAACAAGAAGAGGAAGAACAACAUCAAACUGUAUGUACGACGUGUCUUCAUCAUGGACAACUGCGAGGACCUGAUUCCUGAAUAUCUGAACUUCAUCAAGGGUGUCGUAGACAGCGAAGAUCUUCCUCUGAAUAUCUCUCGAGAGAUGUUGCAACAGAAUAAGAUCCUGAAAGUUAUCAGGAAAAAUCUCGUCAAGAAAUGCCUGGAGCUCUUUGAAGAAUUAGCAGAAGAUAAGGAAAACUACAAGAAGUGCUAUGAGCAAUUCAGCAAGAAUUUAAAACUAGGUAUUCAUGAAGAUAGUCAGAAUAGGAAGAAGCUCUCAGAAUUGUUGCGCUACCACACUUCUGCAUCUGGUGACGAAAUGUGCUCGCUUAAAGAUUAUGUUGGUAGAAUGAAGGAAAGCCAGAAGCACAUUUACUACAUCACCGGUGAAAGCAGGGAGCAAGUCGCCAACAGCUCAUUCGUGGAACGCGUAAAGAAGCGCGGUUUCGAGGUCGUUUACAUGACUGAACCCAUUGACGAGUACGUCGUUCAGCAACUGAAGGAAUUCGAUGGAAAGCAGUUGGUAUCCGUUACGAAGGAGGGCUUGGAAUUGCCCGAGGAUGAGGAAGAGAAGAAAAAGCGCGAGGAAGACAAGGCCAAGUUCGAGAAUCUUUGCAAAGUUAUGAAGGAUAUCUUGGACAAAAAGGUGGAGAAGGUGGUUGUGUCCAACAGACUGGUCGAUUCACCUUGCUGUAUCGUCACAUCACAGUAUGGCUGGACGGCGAAUAUGGAAAGAAUCAUGAAGGCCCAAGCCCUUCGAGACACAUCCACUAUGGGAUACAUGGCUGCGAAAAAACAUUUAGAAAUCAAUCCCGAUCAUCCCAUCAUGGAGAAUUUGAGACAAAAAGCCGAAGCAGAUAAGCACGAUAAGUCUGUUAAAGAUCUAGUCAUGUUGUUGUUCGAAACUGCCCUCUUGUCGUCUGGUUUUGCACUCGAAGAUCCUCAAGUGCACGCGUCCAGAAUCUACAGGAUGAUCAAACUCGGCUUGGGCUUCGAUGACGAGGAUACGCCGAAUCCUGAAGAUGAGAAGAUGGACACGGAAGUGCCAUUGUUGGAGGGUGAUGCAGAGGAGGCGUCGAGAAUGGAGGAAGUAGAUUAAGACUUUUAAUUAAAUUUUUAUUUAGAUUCAUUGAUAAGACAUUACAAAAGUAUUUAGCGAUUUUUUUUACUUACAAGUAGUUAGAUGGAGAUAUUUGCAACUUUUAAUUAUCCUCCAUAUAGAAUUCUAAAAAUAUAUGUAAAUUCUAAAAACAGAUGUAAUCUUAAAAAU
Nylanderia fulva is the source of this 2564-nucleotide messenger RNA. It is a transcript of the gene Hsp90, whose product is annotated as heat shock protein 90. NCBI's taxonomy places the organism in Eukaryota, Metazoa, Arthropoda, Insecta, Hymenoptera, Formicidae. The record is from RefSeq and is a predicted model, not a curated record. Gene Ontology annotation, molecular function: ATP binding; ATP-dependent protein folding chaperone; ATP hydrolysis activity. Gene Ontology annotation, biological process: protein folding.